This is a messenger RNA of Anarrhichthys ocellatus (wolf-eel), 3433 nucleotides long. RefSeq names its product V-set and immunoglobulin domain containing 10 (gene vsig10). Gene Ontology annotation, biological process: cell-cell adhesion. Bases 191 to 1810 code for a protein of 539 amino acids. Gene Ontology annotation, cellular component: cell-cell junction; plasma membrane. The transcript is spliced from 9 exons. The record is from RefSeq and is a predicted model, not a curated record. Lineage: Eukaryota; Metazoa; Chordata; Actinopteri; Perciformes; Anarhichadidae. Gene Ontology annotation, molecular function: cell adhesion molecule binding.
AAGUCACAUCAUGUCAGACUGGUCACCUCUGUAGUUUAAAAUGGGCGGACUGGUGUGGAUGCGUGUCACAGACGGGCUCACACAGGUGGAACAGGUGGACUAGUCGGACAGGUUUGGACUGGAAGCCCUUUUGUUCACCUUUUUUUUUUAGUUUUUUUUUGAAGGCGAUGUCGCCUUUAGGACAGUUAUCAUGAAGAUAUUGACAACUGCAGCGUUUCUACACCUUUGUUUGUGCGCCACAGCGGCAGUUUCGGAUAGUGGCUCCACCGAAACGGCCCUGGUGGCAGCACCGGGGGACAUCGCUACACUUCCGUGUUACACCGUCGGUAACGUAACACCGACUCUCACGUCGUGGGUGAAAAAUGGACGAGAGGUCAUGAGAAGUGACGCCUCUUCCCCGAGCCUUUCACCCGCAGGACAGCGGCUCGUGGUGACGAAUGACGGCAGUCUGCAAAUCAGGAGUGUGAUGCCCGGGGACGAGGGCACCUACCUGUGCAGCUCCACGCUGCCGGGAAACAACACCUUUCACGCACGUGUCUCGCUGCAAGUAACCAGUGGCCCAGGAAAUCUAUCCGUGUCCAUCGGUCCAGCGACUGCUCUGUCCAACGGGACGCUCAUCGUCUCCCGGGGUUCGAGCGUCUCCUUUAACUGCUCCGGCUCGUCCCACCCGUCCCAGCAGCUGAGCUGGGCUUUCAGAGGAGCUUCGUCCAGCAACGAGUCGCUGGCUUCCACCUCCGGAUCCUGGCUGGACUUCAGGAUAGAAGACGUUCAGCCCAGCGCUCAGGGGGUGUACAGCUGCAGGGCCCACAACCCCGUCUCUGAUCAGGCAGUCAAUAAGAGCACACAGCUGCUAGUAUACUAUGUCCCAGACAGACACCCUGAGUGUCUGUGGGCACCAGCACAGGACCCCUCCCACUUCCAGUUCAACUGCACCUGGUUUGGAGCGUAUCCCGCCCCGACGCUACGCUGGGGGGACGACGACGACGACCGGGGUGACCAAGGAGCCCGCCCGAUCGGAAGCAUUUAUGCAUUGGACACGACGGAGAGCCUGUCGGUGACGCUGAACCGCUCAAUGCUGACUGACGGGCAGCCGCUGAGGUGCACGGCCCAGCACCGAGAGCUCGCUCCAGGAAUAGAGAAGUCGUGUUCGUUUACCCUCAAAUCUCCGUACCCUGAAGGGGAGCCGCUGGUCACUGCGCUGGAGGCGACCAGCGUCACUCUAACGUGCACCGAGGACGUGUCCCUCCCGCCUGCGAACACCACGUGGAGAAAAGGGCUCCAGCAGGAGGACAUUGUUCCCGGAUCGAAGUACGUCCUGUCUGAGGAUGGCCCCGCCCUCAAGCUGAAAAUACUCAACAUCAGCAAGGACGACGAGGGUGUUUACUUCUGCCGCAGCGAGAACCUACUCGCCGUCCGCGAGCUGGAAGUCUACCUCACUGUGAAGACCUCGUCUGCGUACACGGGAGCGAUCCUCGGAGUCUUUAUCGCUGCACUGAUCGUGGGAUGUGCCGCAAUCGUAGCUAAAACCUUUUACUUCAACCAGCACCGAAUUUGCCUGGGUGAUGGCUUUGGGCACAGGGAGGAGGACAGAGGAGACGUGAUGAGUCUGGUGGAGUCAGACGACGAGCAGAUCUUUCAGGAUGCCGUUCCCCGGCUGCCCCCGUUGACCAACGGACACCAGACGACGCUCGUCCAGAUACAUCGGAUCCCAUCGACUGAUCAUGAGGACCCAGAGACAGCUGGCACACGCCCACAGCAGCAGGACGAUACUGUACAGACGGAGGAGCCGGUGGAUCUUGUAACAUUUUAGCUUUCGGGUGUUUUUAGAUGCGUGUUUUUAUUUCGUUGAGUUGCAUUUACUCCCAAUGAACAAUGUGAACUGAAUUGGUGGAAGAUGCAUGUAGAGAAAAGGAAAUCAUCUCUUCUUAUUCCUUAUUUUUUAAAACAGGGUUUUGAGUUUUUGUAAGCUUAUUUCUAUGAUUUGUUUGUACAGCAUUGUGAAUGUGUUGCUCUGAUAUUGAGAUUUGUGCAGUAAAUGAAGCUGUUUGAAACAGAACGUGAUGUGACACUACCUAGUACUUACUCCCAUACAUCCCCACCCUGUGUUGUACUUAUACACAUAUCAUUUUAGAGAUGAACUAUGACGAUCCGCGUCUAGAAUGCAACUCUAGACUGGAACCAUUUUAAAAAUGUGGUGGAGUGAGGUUGUCGGUCUUUGCGUGGGAUGUAGUUGAGGUUGAAAUCAGCCGAAACUAAGUUUUCUCACCUUCCUGAAAAUCCAGCCAAGUCGACAUGAGAUCUGGAGCAAUAGUGAGCGUGAAAUGUUGUUUUUACUCAGUAUAUGAGUAUCGGUACUGUAACAAUGUUUUGAGAUGAUUUUGUUCUUUGUAAAUAUUUUAACUACGAUCUUAAAGGGGAAUCGCGGAUAAUCUGCACAUGAAAAUGUAGUCAGUCGUACACUCAGCUAGCACAGAAUAAGUUUGCUUUCUGUAACCUCUUGAGUUGCAAAUGUUCCUUUAAACUUCCCCUUUUUUAAAUAAAUGGAGCUGAAAUAAUUGAACAAAUAAUAAAUGACUUGAUCUACAGAUAAAUAUUCAGCAAUGGUUAAUCGCAGCCGGAACAUGUUUUGAAGUGACAACACUUAAUUCAAAGUAGAUAAUUAUUCUUUAAGUCAAACAUUCAAAGCCUGUACGUUACAUUAGUACAUAUCUUCUAAAGUGAAAUAUGGCUGGUUAUUAUUAUUGUUAGAUGUAUUCAUAUUUCCAUGUAUUCAUAUAAAUAUAAGGCAAUGCUCGUUUCUUUGAAUAGUAUAUUUAAUACACAGGCAUGUAUUUUCACAAUGCAUUAAAACAUUGAGCGGUAUACACAUCGCAAUGCAAAUUAAAAGGACAAGCAUUUUUAAAUGAAUAAAAACAACAAAUACACAAAAGAUCAAGAUGUAAGUUAAAAGUGUGACAUAACAAUGGCUUAUGGUAUAAUAUAAACCUUUUAAAAUGUGGAUUUAAAGGACAUACUUUGACAUGAACCCUUUAAAUAAAUAUAUUUUACAUUUUGAAUUGUUAAAAUGGUAGUAUGCCGCCUUUAUUAGUUAGACAUGCAUGAUUACACCCCUUUGAUUUGGUUUUGGUUUUGAAAGAGUUGGGACAUAAAGUUAAAAUUAUAUUGUGAUAAAUAUAUAAAGUGUAUUUUGGGGAAUUAUUUCACGCACUUUUCCUUGUGGUUGAGUCCAACAUUUUGAUACAAGAAUAUUGGGAUGUUGGCUACUACUGAGCUGACGCAUCGUGUUUUAAUAAUGACUUUACCACAUGACAGUUGAAAUCAUGGGCUUGUUAUCACGCACUAUAAUUGAAUAAGGGGGCGUGGCUUUGAGUUUACGUAAUACAAAGAAAGACGUGACUACGUAGGGCAACAUUCCACCAAUGGGCAGCCUGCG